UACUAGUAAUGGUGUCAGCAAUGAUAUGCAGGGUUGUUAUAGUAAUAAGGAAGGUGUUCAUAAGUGCAUUCAAGAUGGUGGUAGUAAUGGUAGUACUAGUGUUAGCAGUACAUUACAGUUUAGACAUAGUAUAUCCAGCUUAAACAGUAAUGAAAUGUGUUCAACUCAGAUGACAGUUACUCAAACUUCAUGCACAGCAACUUCAACAGUAACUAUGCAAAAAGAGAGCUCUCUUGUUUCUUCAUCCUUAAUUUCAAAUAUUAAGUACUCUACCACCUCUUCUAUGUCAAGUCCAGAUUUUUUAAGCUCUACAUUAACAUUAUCAUCAUUGUCAACAUCCUCAGCAUUUUCAAUAUCAGUAUCUACAACAGUGUCCCCUGUACAAUUACUAUCCACAGUACCCCAUUACGCUGGUAUUGGUUUAUUAGUAGCUACUAACCUACUGACAAUCAUUGCAUUAAUCAGUAGCUGUGUCUACAUAUUCUGCCAGAGGAAAAAAUCAAAAUUCAUCGUAACAGAGAAUGAACAAAUAUCCUUACAAAACACAUCUCAAACUGUAGCAACAAGUCACAACACUGAAACUAACCCAACCAGUAACAAUAACACUAACAUUACUUCUGAUACUAACAUAUACUCCUCAGUUGAAGAUGAGGUUGAUCAUCAUCAUCAUCACCGCCCACCAGCAAGAGUAGCCAGUCAAUAUGAAGUACCUCUGGACUUAUUACAACAAGCACAUGUUCCUCUCCCUCCUCCUCCUCCUCUUUAUGCUACUCUUGAUGAUCAACAUGAUCUUACUCUACCCAACCCUGAGUAUAUUACUAAUACAGCAGUAACAGCACCUAAUCCUGGUUAUAUUACUAAUAUAACACCUAAGGCUAAUCCUGGGUAUAGUGCUACUGCUAUUAAAGAAGGAAAAGGAGGAGAGAGAGGAGAGGGAGAGAGAAGAGAAGAAUUGGAUUACAGUUAUGCCACUGUUAAUAAGUUCCUCAAGAAACCCACUGAGGAUACUGAGUAUAAUAAACUCCAGCAUGAAUAGCAUAUACAUAGCUGCUUCAGACUGCUUGUGUGUACAUAUAUUGUUGAUUUUUAUUUUGUAUACAACUAAACUAUGUCCUCUUUAAUUAUCAUGACUUAGUUUUUCAAAAUAAA
Messenger RNA from Amphimedon queenslandica, 1149 nucleotides. Its product is annotated as putative GPI-anchored protein pfl2. NCBI's taxonomy places the organism in Eukaryota, Metazoa, Porifera, Demospongiae, Haplosclerida, Niphatidae. Bases 26 to 1036 code for a protein of 336 amino acids. The transcript is spliced from 3 exons. The record is from RefSeq and is a predicted model, not a curated record.